Saprolegnia diclina VS20 is the source of this 638-nucleotide messenger RNA. RefSeq names its product arf/Sar family, other. The record is from RefSeq and is a predicted model, not a curated record. The transcript has a single exon. Gene Ontology annotation, cellular component: cytoplasm. Gene Ontology annotation, biological process: intracellular protein transport; vesicle-mediated transport. Gene Ontology annotation, molecular function: GTPase activity; GTP binding. Bases 58 to 564 code for a protein of 168 amino acids. NCBI's taxonomy places the organism in Eukaryota, Oomycota, Saprolegniomycetes, Saprolegniales, Saprolegniaceae.
CUCGUCUACUCGCACGUGUGGCGACUUUUCGCGCCAAAUAAAAAGACGCGGUUGGUCAUGCUGGGCCUCGACGCCGCCGGUAAAACCACACUCCUCUACCAGCUCCAGCGCACGCUUCACCCGACUCAGGACAGCAGCACUACGGCGCCAAUCACGACAAUUUCAACAAUUGGCUUCAACGUCGAGCGGUUCGAAUUCCAAGGCCUCGAGUGUACGUUGUGGGACGUCGGUGGCAACUACCGCCUCUCGUCGAUCGUGCGUCACUACUACGAAGGCGCCGACGCGAUCCUGUUUGUCGUCGACACCAGUGACCGUGCGCGCAUGGACUCGGCGUGCGACCAUCUUGCCAUCAUUUUAGCGUCCGAUACGCUCCGAGACGCGGUCCUUCUUGUCUACGCCAACAAACAAGACCUUGCGCAGGCCAUGAGUAUAGCCGACGUGACCGAGGCGCUCCAACUGCGCUUCAUUCGUCAGCGGUGGUUUGUCCAAGCGUGCUGCGCGACAAGUGGUGACGGCCUUUGCGAUGGUCUUCAUUGGCUCGCGACAGCACUUGCUCAACCGUAAUGGAAUACACGAGGUGCACUCCUUUUCACAUGUCGCCGCCAACCACCAUGACAACAGAGACUCGUGCUUUCGAC